AUGAACCGUCUCGCACAGCCAGCCUCCCGCUCGGUCGUCAAGACCUUCCAACGUAAUUCGUCUGGACCAUUCUACGGAUCCCACAACGUUGACGGAUUCAAAUCGUCGUACGUCACACCACUCAAGACCAACCAAAAUGCCUCGGAGACCUGGAAGAAGAUCUUCUACAUUGCCUCGAUCCCAUGCCUGGCCCUCACCAUGUAUGCCGCCUUCAAGGAUCAUAAGAAGCAUAUGAGCCACGAGCGUCCAGAGCACGUUGAGUACGCCUUCUUGAACGUCCGCAACAAGCCAUUCCCAUGGGGAGACGGAAACCACUCGUUGUUCCACAACAAGGCCGAGCAAUUCGUGCCAGGAACCGGAUUCGAGGCCGAACGCGAGAAGCACUAA
Caenorhabditis remanei is the source of this 387-nucleotide messenger RNA. RefSeq lists its product as uncharacterized. Gene Ontology annotation, cellular component: mitochondrial inner membrane. NCBI's taxonomy places the organism in Eukaryota, Metazoa, Nematoda, Chromadorea, Rhabditida, Rhabditidae. Gene Ontology annotation, biological process: mitochondrial electron transport, cytochrome c to oxygen. The record is from RefSeq and is a predicted model, not a curated record. The coding region runs from base 1 to 387 and encodes 128 amino acids. Gene Ontology annotation, molecular function: enzyme regulator activity. The transcript has 3 exons.